CCGCGCUAAUUUGUAUGCACUAGGGCCAUUCGAGAUGAGGAAGCUUUGACUUGAUUUGUGCAUCUAUACUCGAUUCUCAAACAAUGGAUAAUUCUUUGAAGUAUGGAUCAACAAGUUCAUUACGUUGUUAAGAUAUGGACGGACAAGAGAUCACUAUUACUAAUGUUUUCCCGAUGAGGAAAAGGAGGGCGAUUGGCUUAGGCCUAGGCACUCGACGGAAGACAGCAGCCGAAGACAAGAACGCAGAGCAAUUUCUUCCUAAGACGCCAGUCAGCAAAUCAUCGCAUUCAUCAAGAAGGAAAGAUGCAAAGUCUCCACUGGAAAGUAGCUUUAAACAGCCUACUAAAACCCCAACAAGACCCGUUUUUUCAUCGUCGAAUGCACUUGGGAGAUUGAGAAAGACUCCACAAAGACUUGCUGCUUGGGGUAGCAUUUCUCCCUAUGACUCAGGUCCAGAAAUAAUCUGGGACAAUGAUUCACACAGCCCAACCUUUGCCUUGGAUAGAGGAAAGAGUAAGAAGCUGAUUUCAAAAAGAUCACAAGAACAACUGGCAUCUUUUAUUAAGAAGCUAAGCAAUGAGAAUUCUAGCAGAACCAGCAAUGCAAGCCCUAAUAUGUUUGAAGCAUGGAUGAAAAAGGAUGACGUUGUGGCUGACAAUGACAGUAGCAGACUUAUUGGAAAAGGCUGUCGCAAGAAACGGUCAAUUUUGAACCGAACUAAAUCCCACGAAAGUAAUGCAAAUCAAAGAGUAACGAGAAAUCGAAGCCGGAUGCUUGCGAGUAACGCGAUGAAGUUCCAAGAGGAGCUUUCAAAUUUUAUCAAGAAUAUCAAUGAAAAAGUGUUACAAGAAAAUACAGACGAGAGUGAUAAAACAUCGGAACAAGAUAUAAUGGGUCACCAGUGUGAAAAGAAGCCAACAAAAUGUAAUGACGAACCGUUUUUGGGUUUCAUGCCCAUAUGCGGAGAGACAGAGCUAUCGACGAGACCAAAACCCUCUCACAGCAGUGCCACGGGUGAUUUAUCAGUAGAUUCUAAUGCUUCGAUUAAAACGUCUAAUCAAAAAUUAGAAAGUGCUGGUCCAUUAGCGAACAGCUGCCGGAGUGGACAUACAACGUCUAAACCCAAAGUUGAUAUCAAGGUUUCAAAAUGUAAUAGUGCAUCCCUCAAACAAGUAUUGGCUCUUACAGAAGAGACUGGGCAGAAAACAGAAAAAAUGCAAGAUCAGCUUACGCGUACUAGAAACGAAAGAAGUUGCGAGAGCCAAGCAAAAAACCCUAGUGGAGUUAGAACCUUUGAAAAUCAUGGCAAAUCUUAUUCGUCAAAACAUGGGAAAAAGGGCGGUGCUUAUGCAGAAAAUGCAACACAAAAGACCUUUGGCUCUGAAAAAUUGCUGAAAACUAAUGUGCAAGAACCAUCUCCUCUACCCAUAGAAGAGGUCGAAACGGCAGAACCAUGCCAAGAUUUCUGUAACUUAGAGGACUCGAUUGGCUUUCUGGAAGAUUUUCCACUUGAUGAAGACCUUGAGGUUCAAGAUGUGGGAAAUAAAGGUAGGAAAAACCAAGCAGAUGAAGGUCAAAUUUCCAAAUGUGGGAAGCGAAAUUUGCCUGUGAUUACAAAUCUCGAAAUGGCUGGACCACCAGUUGCGGAUGAAAAUGUCGAUCCACUAAAUGUUUUGUCGUUCAAUGAUGACCUUCACGCAGAUGAUGUUUUUGAAGGAACCCCAGGAGGUUCAGAGGUUGAAAAGAAAAAUGAUUUAUUAGACGAUGAUUUGUUCGACAGUUCUCAGUGGUCUAAUUUCGAAGACAAUCUUGCAGAUCUUGAGCACUUAAAUGCUGAGAAAGAGAACUUAAAGAGCAGGAAAAAUCCCCAGGUUCCUUCAAGAAGCGAAGAAGAAAAUGUGAAAAGUUGUGUCAAGGGAAAAGAGAACGCCAAAAAGGAUGAGAAUCUUGUUAAUAUAGACAACGAUUUAGAAGAUAUGGAUUGGGAAUUCGACGAUGGUCUUGUUUUAGGAAAUGAUAAAAAUGACAUCAAAACAAAUCGUGACAAAUCACCAGCAACUAGUAAACUUAAAGUAAAUAGGGGAAAUGCUCUUACUGCAAAAAAUCUGGAUGGGAAAAACUCAAAUGCCAAAGCUUUUGACUGUAAGAGAGGGUCAAUUUUUGGAGAAGGAGCUGUAAAUAAACAUGAAAAUAAAAUUAUAUCCACAAAGAGUAGUGAAACGUAUUCGAAGCAAAAAUUUGACAAACUUUCUGCGGACAGAGCUGAUAAAUUGGAUAUUGAGAUGGACGAUAAUGAUGAAUUAUUCAAAGAUGCUUGGAUUGACAAUCUGUAUGAGGAUGUUCCAUUUGGCGACUGUGGUAACAAGGAGACAGUAGAUGUACCUGUUUUUAGUGGAUCUAAGAGUGUGGCAAAUAUUGGAAAGCCAACAGUAAAGGAAUCUGCCCUCCCAACUAGCCGCCACAAAGACAAUGGCCUAGAUAUAGAAAUUGGCGACUGGGAGGAUGAUAAUUUUUGUGAUGAUGUUUUAGAUGAUGAUAAUUUAAAGUGUUGUAAAGAUACUCAAAAGAGUAAAAUUGGAAAUGAAAAUGAAAAUAGUUCCACAAGGAACAGGCCCAAGACAAUGUCGAGUACACCUCGAAGUAGCCAGAAAACAAGGAAGUUUAAUUUCAAACGCACAGAAAACACAAAACAGAUGCACGAUUUAAAGAAUAGUUUGAAGAUUGCUGCCUCUGCUACUUCUAAUAAAUGUCAAGCCUUGAAAGACGCACCAAGUUUGUCUAAAAAUCAACAAGAAGUGGGAGCUUGUAUAAAAAGCAAAGACUCCGUGUUUAUAAAAUCGAAUUCUGUUAGAACCAUGCAUCCAAACAUUUCUUUGAUCGAGGGAGCUGAAAACAAAGCAGGACAACUCUUCAAGUCACCUGAUGAUUAUGACUUUUGGAAUGACGCCAACACAAGUAAAGAAUUCAUGCCAUAUACAUCGACGCAAAAAGAGAGGAAUCCAGGGAACAUAAACCACGCGAAUAAUGACGGAACUAGAAAGAAGUAUUCUGCUGAAGACAUCGCACGAAAGAAAGCAGAAGCGAAUAGGAAACUAGAGUUGAAAUUGAAAAGAGGAAGCCUGCAAUUAAAGUAAUGUAACUACUAUCAUUAACCGUUCACUGAUAUAUCAGUUUUGUUGAGAAAUUCAUGGCAGUCUUGAUACAGAUACAACUUUCAAAAUUGUCAUUGUAGCUUUCAGUAGUGAUAAUCUGUUGGUUCGCUGAAUUUUAUCUGCUUAAGUUGUUGGAUUGGUCUUUAGUUUGUGUUGCCUUUAAAGACCUCCUUUUGCUUGUGAAGAUACUCGCAACAAGAUGCAAAUUGCCUACCCAAUCUUGCUUUUUUUCACGUUUGACGUUGGAGUGUUCUCUAUCCUUUAGAAAUGGCUAUCUUCUUUCUGUAGCUGUUGCUCAUGGAGAACCCUUUUAACUUCAUGUAUAUCCGAAAUGCUCAUUCUUUUUGGUAGUUGUAGUCAUGACGGACGUUAUGAAAAUUCAUAUUGUUCAUACUGAUCCCUACCCUCCCCCUCUGAAAGUGCUGAGAGUGGCAAAGAGGAUGGGCUUAAACCCAAAAUGCAAGGAAAAAAUAAACUCCACUUUUCUGAUUAAAAAAAUCAGCUUUUUCUUUCUGACGAAAUGUGGGCUGUUGUUGUUAUGGAGGAUUCGCGAGAUAAGGUUUUUUAUCUCAAUCACAGAUAACGGUUUGAGAAAGCAGGUUAGGCCAAUUCCUUGUCAAGAAAAAGCCCCUUCUCACCCUCCUGUUUUUGCUUAGGAAGACUACCGGUUCUCUAAGCAAUAUCUCUUACUUUAAUCUACAUGUCUCGCAAUCAAAAUGCCAUCAAUUAUUAACCUGGUUAAUUCAGCAUCUGUUUUGAAGGUUGAAAGUUCAUUUAAUUGAUAAUUAUUGUUGUGUUCAGCUGGCUUCAGCUGUUUCCUAAGUAGAUUUUGUAGUUUUUCCAGGAAUUCUUUGUAAAUUUCAAAAGUCAAUUGGUUAGGUGUUUUGUUGCUAUUUGAAAAGAUCUCACAGAGAAAAAACUUUUUGUUCUGUCUGCUUGACUGCCAUUUAUUGAACCUUUAAAAAUUUGAAUCUAUGUCAAAAGUUGUAUUUGUUGCAAAAAAUAUUCUUCAAAAUGUUUUACUUUCUGUUUCGUCUUUUUUAUUUACGUAAUAAAAUGCAAACGUGCCCUGAUGAAAACGAACACUUGUCAAGUCAAUGUCUUUAUGAUUUACAAUGAUUUUUUGUAAAUGCCAGCCAGUCAAAGUAGAAUCUUCUUGAUCAUUUCAUGUAAGACCACAGAUGUUAAUCAAAAUUUGUUAAUAAAAAAUAUUAGAAGUAAUUGUUAGUAGAAAAAGAGUGCAUUUUGGUUUUGUUUGCAAGGGCUCCAGUCAGAUUAAUGUAUCUCCUAGAAAAAGCCUUAAAAUUCUAUCCAAGAAAAAUCAUAUAUUAUUUUGUUGACUUUACCGAAAGCUAUACUGACAGAAUUUUCAUGCAGUUUUGAUAAUCUGUAAUAAGGGUCGAGUCAUUAAUUCAGAAGGCGGCAAGUAUACCUGCCAUCUGCAAAUCUGUAUUUGGUACUUAAAAACUCUAGGAUUCUGUUUAAAUUGAUUUAAUCCGAAAAAUCUGCAUAAUAUGAAGGCACAAUUUGCCCCUUUUUGUUGUUGUCUUAGAAGUUGUUUUUUGUAAGACCAUAGUAUUUAUUUUAAAUAGCUUUUUCCUACAACCUUCGUAUCACUACAUGUCAAUUAGACACAAAUACUGUAUCUUAGGUGACCCUUCAGGUUUUUUCAUGUAUUGCGAGGAAUCAGUAAGAUACAUUAAUCCCUUCUUCAAAAUUUAUCCCUUCUUCA
Rhopilema esculentum is the source of this 4884-nucleotide messenger RNA. RefSeq lists its product as uncharacterized. Lineage: Eukaryota; Metazoa; Cnidaria; Scyphozoa; Rhizostomeae; Rhizostomatidae. The record is from RefSeq and is a predicted model, not a curated record.